AGUGAUACCUGAGAAACUCUUUCAAAAUGUCUCUUUAGGCAAGACAACGGACAGCACCAUCACUCUUGAUAUACCGAAGAUGCCCACGUCAUUAAAAUCUGGUUCUAUUAGCAAAGUUCGUAUUGCUGUCGAGAAACAGGAACAACGUCGCAGGAGGUCGACACCAUUGGAGAAAGAAGAGCGUGGCCAUCUAACUGAUCAUGAAACAGCCAAGGAGAAGGGCUACACUAGUUAUAUAGCAGCUGAACUUGACGCCAACUUCUCUGGUCCAUUCGUUAUCGGAGAUGGCAAGACGUAUGGCGGUUAUAAGAACCCUCCACUGACGAAGGGGCAGAAGUAUGAUGUCAUCUUCGGAAUAGUGUUAACAGUGGGCGGGGUAACAACAGUCGCCUACAGAAGCUUUGGGAUACUCAUCACGGUCAUGGGUAAGACCUCGGUUAAUGUUCCAGGCCUAGCAGCUGGACUGGCUGUUUUUAUGGUAGUCAUCAUCAUCAUCAUUCCUGUGGUCAUUAUUAUGAGGAAGAAGCGUAGACGACAGGGAGGAGAAACCGAAUCGUUCGGCACUGAGCUCCACGACAGAAGCACUAUGCCGGAAUUCGAACAUGCCGAACACGAAUUGACGAAAUAUGAAUCAACUGUGCCCAUCGUCCCCAUCAAAGCUGGAAAGGAGUUUUCAAAUCUCCAAGACCGAAUCGUAAAUCUUUCUCACCUCACUCCUUAUGUCAAGAGCUUAAGAGGCGAGAGGGAAAAUGAAUUUAAGGACGAAUUUGAAGAGUUGCCCGUUGGCGUCGUCAAGUCUACCAAAGAAGCAAAGAAACCAGAAAACUCGGCGCUUAACCGCUACAAAAACAUAGCAACCUACGACCACAGUCGUGUUAUCCUUCAGCCCAUCGGCGAAGAGAAAUCAGACUACAUUAAUGCAAGCUACAUCCAUGGUUAUGAUAAAGAGAAAGCCUACAUUGCUUCUCAAGGUCCGCUUCCUAAUUCCGUUGCUGCUACAUGGAGAAUGAUAUGGCAGAAACGUUGUGCCACCAUCAUCAUGCUCACCAAGCUAGAGGAAAUGGGAAAGAAAAAGUGCGAACAAUACUGGCCGAGCCAGGGAAAAAAGACCUAUGGGCCAUUCACCAUACAGCUGGCGGAAGAAUACAAGUUUACCGACUACGAGAAGCGAAUCCUGAAGGUCACCUUGAAGGGUGAGGUGCGCACUGUGAAGUUCUUCCACUUCACCGCCUGGCCUGACCACAAUGUCCCCAAGUUCGCUUGCUCCUUGCUAGAAUUCAGAGAAAACGUCCUAAAGGAGAUAGAGUAUGGAAAGGCACCCAUAAUGGUACACUGCAGUGCUGGAGUGGGCAGGACGGGGACCUUCAUCGCUAUCGACUAUCUCAUCCGUCAAGGAAAGGCUGAGAAGAAGGUCAACUUCUAUGAGUGUGUUCGCAAAAUGAGAGAACAGAGACCGAACAUGGUACAGAACCUGGGGCAGUACACACAUAUACACGACGCCAUUUUGGAGUUUUUCAAGAUAGGGAUAACGAACAUCCAGAGUGCCAACUUCCCUGAGAAGUACAGUGACAUGAUCAAAAUGAUACCGGGGAGGCAGACCUGUCAAUUACAGAACCAAUAUUCCAUUCUGGGGGCAUUCACUGAUGCGAUCAUCCCAUCAGAGCGGGCCCUAGCAAACAUGGGUAAGAACAGAAACAAGGACAUUAUCCCAGAUGUCCUCUCUCGUGUUGUCUUGACUUCACUAACAGAUGGAUGGGACGAUUAUGUUAAUGCAGUUUAUGCCACGGGUUACGGUCAGAAGGACACCUACAUCAUCACCCAGAUGCCCCUGCCGGAGACAAUGAAGGACAUCUGGCGGAUCGUGCAUGAUACGGGAAUCUCCACUAUUGUCAUGAUGAACGUGGUCGAUGACACCGAUGAGUUUUCCACUGCAGUCUAUUGGCCACAAAAGACUGAGCGUAUGGUGUUUGGCCCACUGGUGGUAGAGGGCCUGGACGUUGACAAUUCCAACAGUGACAUCACUGUCAGGAGCCUGAGGCUUUCAAAGAUGGUGAGAAAAGGGGGUAAACACGUAUCGGAUCGAAUGGUCCGCCAUUUCCAAUUACAAACCUGGCCCAAUGGUCAGCCGACUCCAUCCUCCCCGGAGUCGAUUGUGGAGCUGUUACAAAUGGUGGAAAAGUGGCAACAAAAGGUCGAGAACAAGAAGAUACUUGUGCAGUGCAGAGACGGUGCUUCCCAGAGUGGUGUCUUCUGCCUGGCGCAUUCCGUCAUUGAGAAGGUCAAGGUCGACCAUGAGGUGGAUGUUUUCCAGUAUCUCCGUCUGCUCAGGACAAGCAGAUCACAACUCGUCAAUACCUAUGAGCAAUACAAGUUCAUUCAUGAAGUUGUUCUGAAGUAUCUACAGGGAUUCGAUAUCUACGCUAACUUCCAGUAACAGUUUAGUCACCUCCCAGGAAACGACGACCGGAUCUAAAACGAAUUGUUAGUUGCUCGUUGAAAUUAGACGGUGGAAACCAGCCUGAAGUUGCCUUCUUAUUUCUUAUUCUCGAUUCUUUAAGAAAACUACAUCUAUAAGUAUGUUUCAAUAAUCAAGACCUCACAAGUCGGACGCUCUUCUACUGUGCUUGAAGAAAUCCUUCUAGAACCUAUGGGCAAGGCUGACUUUGAUUCCUGGAUGUAAUUUUGCAUAUUUUCAACUUAAUACAUCACGAAACAAGCAAAAUAUAUACCACAUAUCGGCGGCGGUCGAACGUGACCAUCCCAAACAAGACUGAUGUUCCGAUGUUAUAGCCCUUUAACUACAGUGGAACCCCAGUAAAACGACGACUCAUGGGACCGAGGUUGAAUGGUCGCGUUACCGGGGUGGUCGCGUUAGGGAAGUUGAAAAUCCGGGGACAAAUGCAUGAUUAGGAUUUCCCGCAAAAAAUUGUCUAACUUAUUCCGAAAAUUUUUUCAUCCUUCUGAUUCAAAAAAAUUUUCAAAGCCAAAUGUUUUUGGGGGCUGAUGAUGUUUCUUCAUUUUGUGCUGAAAAAGAACAAGUCAAAGAAAUAUUUGGACUUGAACAUUUUUUUCAUCUGUAGCAUGACAAAUUUGCCACAAUCAAUUUCUUAACCGAAAUCAUGGCAGCAUUCGUCUUUUCAGUUCUCAUCAUUCCGCAUUUAGAACGCUCCAAUGUGUUCGUUGAUAAACGCUGUCUGACUUAAUGCAAAUCACAUGAUUUUUUGCUGUCGGUACCCAGCAUGUCUAACACCGACAGGGCUGUCCGUGAUGUUAUGAUAAUCAAGAGAGAGCUUUGCGCCGAGGUGUUAAUUGGAGACGCGGUCGCGACCGAUUACGGCAAUUAGGCCCUUUGGUCGGGUUAGAGGGGUGAUUGUGGUCUUUGGGACCGCCCAAUCCAGUAGUCGUGGUCUGGGUACAGGGAUGGUCGUGUUACCGGGGGCCUUGUUGUGGUAAUUAGAGAGGAAACCAUUUGGGACCGGCGAAUAUUGAUCGUCAUAGCGUUGUGGUCGCGUUAUCGGGGUGGUCGCCGACCGGGGUUCCACUGUACAUGUAACCAAGACUUAACAAGGAGGCAGUAGCGACCUCAAAAUCUUAAUGAAUGAGAUGGAUUGUAUUACUCAGAGUUUAAUCAUGACGUAGACUAUAUAUUGGAUGAGAGUUUUAAACGUUUUCAACCCUGCAGUUAUAGAUUUCGAAAGCAUAGUUGCAGGUCAACUAAGGAUGACAUAUUGAGACGAUCAACAUGUGAUGGAAUAGCCAAAGAUAUCCCAUCAAUUAGGGCUACAUUCAGUAGGCCUUUUGUAAGUGAUGAAUGGUCAUAUGUGGCCCGAAAACCUUGCAACUGUGCCUUGUUUUUGGAAUCACGGCCCUGUGAUAUUCUUGUCGGUUAAAACAGGGGGAUUUUUUAUACGUAUUUAUAUAUUUACACUUAUAUUAAUUUAUUCAAGGUUGGGCGAUAAUAUGAUAUCCAUGCGAGUGUAUACAUGACUAUAUAUUGCACUUAAAAUACUGUAGUCUCGCGCCUGUUCGUAUAACCGCAAUUUUUUAAAUUUUCAACAAGCCCUAAAAAUUUGGAAAAUUCAGAAAAAGAUCGAGUGACCAUAAAAUGUAUCAUAAGUUAAUCAUGCAUAAUUAUCACUAGUCUUCAAAAUGAAACGUUAUACGAACAUUCGCGUCUCACAUUGUACAGCUUCGACUUAUAAUUGCUCACUAAUCAUGAGGUGAUGUUAUGACGGAGAGGAAAGUCAUUGGCGGACUUGGACGGGAAGGCCAUGCGGGAAAGUGAGGGCAGUGAGAAGUCGGUGGGGCCCGCAUCGCUCUCAAGCCCGCGCGUGGAUAGUGCAAAGGGAUGAGUCAGGUUUAGUGUGGAACUGGCCAAUUCCCGCAAAGAUAUAUAUAAAUAAAGAACAGUGACACACAGUGUUCAUGCUAAUCAUAUUGUAUCGCUCUUGCCAACAUUUUGAAGUCUACAUAUAAACAUCGAGGAAUUAUAGCAGCGAGCAUAGCUACGGGCGUGUCAGACGUUUUCCAUGCAGCAUCAGUCAUUAUCCGAACUGAAAAAGAAUUAAAACAAUCGGUAUCUGUUGGCUUCCUCUCCAAUGUAACUUAAGGCAGCCCGCCCCCCCCCCCCCCCCACAUUUACAUCAUAAUCACCGGCCUCGUUAAGACCACCAGGGAUAUUCAAUAUACAUACUCCGCCUCUUAAUAAUAUUUCAAAUAAAUGACAUGUACUGUACUGUUCUUUGAGAGGACAACGAUGAAUUAUUUGAGCAGAAGACGUUUUCA
Lineus longissimus is the source of this 4785-nucleotide messenger RNA. Its product is annotated as receptor-type tyrosine-protein phosphatase T-like. The transcript is spliced from 20 exons. Gene Ontology annotation, biological process: protein dephosphorylation. Bases 80 to 2434 code for a protein of 784 amino acids. The record is from RefSeq and is a predicted model, not a curated record. Gene Ontology annotation, molecular function: protein tyrosine phosphatase activity. NCBI's taxonomy places the organism in Eukaryota, Metazoa, Nemertea, Pilidiophora, Heteronemertea, Lineidae.